Rhopilema esculentum is the source of this 2392-nucleotide messenger RNA. RefSeq lists its product as uncharacterized. Lineage: Eukaryota; Metazoa; Cnidaria; Scyphozoa; Rhizostomeae; Rhizostomatidae. Gene Ontology annotation, molecular function: protein binding. The record is from RefSeq and is a predicted model, not a curated record.
AAUAACACUUACUAUCCGGCCUAAGUUUCGCAAAAAAGCGGUAAAAAUGUCGAAAGAAAAUGUUAUUUGAAAAAACUUGUUUGCUACCUAAAUGAGCACCAGUAGAGUGUGAAUCGAUGAAGGUAAAAAACUCUACGAUAUGGAAUUGCAACCUAUUUACUUGUAAGUCGGAGGGGCUCUUCGUUUUCCACCAAAGCUGUAAGUAGUCAGAGGAGCUAGGCUUCGCAUCAUCACACCAUGUCCUUGAAAACUAGAACAGUCUCACGUCACACGCAGUCUGCAGCACAAGUUCCAAAGCAGGGAGGGAUGGCAAGAGGUGGAAAAGUUACCCGUUGCAAGAGUGCUUCAUUGCCUUCGUCAGUGAAAAAUUACGAUGGACAAGACACAGAAGAACGUUCAGAGUCAGAAGAGAGCAAUAUGUCACACGGGAGUUCAAGUAGCAAUAAAAAUCCAUCAAAAGUAUAUUGUUUGGAAUUUCAUGGAAAAAAUCUUUCAAGUUUUGAAAUGAUAAAGAAGUUUCCAAAUUGUAAAACAGCAGAUUUUUCUUGUAACCAUAUUAAAAAGAUGGAAAGCCUUGACAAGAAUCCAGAAAUUCAUGAAUUGAAGUUAUACUCAAACGAACUUACUUCAAUAGAAGGCCUUGGAAGAUUGAGAAGGCUGCAGAAUCUUCAAUUACAGCACAAUAAGAUAAGAACAAUAGGUGAUGGGCUAAAAGGCCUAAGGAGCUUGAAAUUUCUCAAUUUGGCUUCAAACAGACUCGCAACUAUCAGUGCACAAGAACUUACUCAUUGCAGCAAUAUAACAUUUUUAGACCUGAGUAACAAUAAUAUCAACAGAAUGGAGUUUUUGUCAGCCAUUCCUUAUAUUGAAGAACUGUACUUAUCUGGCAAUCAACUUUCUCAAUGCCCUGAUGCAUCUUGCUGCAAAAAGCUGCAAGAAAUAGACCUUUCAAGCAAUCGGUUGACAGACUUAAAUGGCAUAAAAGCUUUACCAAAUUUAUCAGUCGUGAAAAUCAGCAAUAAUCUGUUAGGUGAUUUAACAUCAUUAGGCAACUCAAGAUCAGUUCAGAGAAUAGAUGCCUCAAGAAACAAAAUAUCAAGGCUGUCGCACAUCUCUGGGCAGUUUCCAAAUCUUGAAGUCCUUGACUUAGCACACAAUUCAAUCUUUGUUUGGGAAGAAAUAGUACACCUAAAGCAGCUCAAAGAAUUGAUAGAGUUGUACUUAGAAGGCAAUAAGGUAAAGGAAGACAUCGAAAGAAGUGGCCAUAUAACAUGGAGUCAUAAAGUCCAAGAAAUUCUUCCGAGAUUAGAAAUACUUGAUGGGCAUCAUCUUGGCAAUAUUCACCUGAAGUCUGGAGAACGGCAUAUUAUGCGACCAAUGACAGCGUCAGCAGGAUUGUCUACAAAGAUGGUUAAGGAUCAAAUCAACUUGAUGAAUAGUGAACUAUCGAUGUACGAGAGCAUGAUCACAUCAAGAUUUGUUGCAAUGAACAGCCUUUUGGAUUCUCUCCGCUCGAAUUCUAUCACAGAAACAGAUGACACUCGACCAUCUGAACCUGGAGCUUCAUCUAAAAGGAGAAUACAAGAAGAGGAAAUCGAAAGGCCCUCGACUUCAUCUUCCAAUGCACGACCAGCAAGUCGUUGUGGAAGCCGCGCACGUAUUCAAGCUGCCCUCGAAUUUGCUUCACAUGAAACUGAAAAAUAGAAGUCAACAUCGCAACGGAUCGUCGGCGAAGAGAAACUAACAAGCCGAAUGAGUGAGGGAUGAUACCCUUGAGUACAGAUAAGUACCUGCUUGCAAAUAUUUUGUGAUUUGAGACUGAAGAGUUAGAAUCGAUGCAAUUUGCUUUUAUGGAGGUACUCUGUAAAAGAUAAGUAUUUUUGAAAAUACUCUUCAUAGUCAUUUAGAGCAACUGCAACAUGGAGCAAACUUUAAUAUCCGAUCACCGUUGAGGAUUGGAGGAUUUGGCUUCCUGGCUGAAUUCUAAGGAAAAUGGCAAAGGAUACUUGUGUUUCAGCACAGGGUUAUAGACAUGUAUUUCACCAUGCAGUUACUGUUGAAAAAGUAUUCUAGAAUUAUAAAGGAGUGCAAAAAAUGUGGCUGGUGGGAAGAACAGACGUUUUCAAUUUUCCCUUUGUUUCAACCUACGCUCGUUUUGGUUGUUUUUUCAGAAUUUUAUUGCCUCCUCCAGUUCUCCCACCUCUCCCUCCAGCUCCCUUUAACUAUGACGCCAUCUCUUCCCUUGCAAAGACAGAUUGUGGCAGCCUUACACUGUAAGAACAGGGGGGACUAAGCUGGUAGCAAAAAUGUUAUUAUAUUAAACAGGAUUUUAAGCACCCUUGAAUGUAAAAUAUUGUAAAUUCUUAAUUGGAGAAGACUUAUUUUCAAUCAA